This is a messenger RNA of Elgaria multicarinata webbii, 3310 nucleotides long. RefSeq names its product cell division cycle 5 like (gene CDC5L). Gene Ontology annotation, molecular function: DNA-binding transcription factor activity, RNA polymerase II-specific; RNA polymerase II transcription regulatory region sequence-specific DNA binding. Bases 57 to 2468 code for a protein of 803 amino acids. The record is from RefSeq and is a predicted model, not a curated record. The transcript is spliced from 16 exons. Gene Ontology annotation, cellular component: Prp19 complex; spliceosomal complex. Lineage: Eukaryota; Metazoa; Chordata; Lepidosauria; Squamata; Anguidae. Gene Ontology annotation, biological process: mRNA splicing, via spliceosome; regulation of transcription by RNA polymerase II.
CACCGCUCUCGUGCACGGCGUUGGGAGCUACGUGCUUCGCCGCCGCCGCCGCCAAGAUGCCGCGGAUAAUGAUUAAGGGGGGCGUGUGGCGAAACACCGAGGAUGAAAUUCUUAAAGCAGCUGUAAUGAAAUAUGGCAAAAACCAAUGGUCUCGUAUUGCCUCUUUAUUGCACAGAAAAUCAGCAAAGCAGUGCAAAGCCAGAUGGUAUGAGUGGCUAGACCCAAGUAUCAAGAAGACAGAAUGGUCGCGAGAAGAAGAAGAGAAGUUAUUGCAUUUGGCCAAACUUAUGCCAACGCAGUGGAGGACUAUUGCACCAAUUAUUGGAAGAACAGCUGCCCAGUGCUUGGAACACUAUGAAUUUCUACUGGAUAAGGCUGCUCAGAGAGACAAUGAGGAAGAAACCGCUGAUGAUCCUCGAAAACUUAAACCUGGAGAAAUUGACCCAAACCCAGAAACCAAGCCAGCCAGGCCAGAUCCUAUUGAUAUGGAUGAGGAUGAACUUGAGAUGCUUUCUGAAGCUAGAGCUCGUUUGGCUAACACUCAGGGAAAGAAAGCCAAAAGAAAAGCAAGAGAGAAGCAGUUGGAAGAAGCUAGGCGCCUUGCUGCUCUGCAAAAGAGGAGGGAACUCCGAGCUGCAGGGAUUGAGAUCCAGAAAAAAAGGAAGAAGAAAAGAGGUGUAGACUACAAUGCUGAAAUCCCAUUUGAGAAGAAGCCUGCCCCAGGUUUUUAUGACACAUCAGAAGAAAACUACCAGGCCCUAGAUGCAGAUUUUAGGAAGCUGAGGCAACAAGACUUAGACGGAGAACUGCGAUCAGAAAAGGAAGGAAGAGAGCGAAAGAAGGACAAGCAACAACUAAAACGGAAAAAGGAAUCUGAUUUACCUUCAGCAAUUCUUCAAACUAGUGGGGUGUCGGAAUUUACAAAAAAAAGAAGCAAGUUGGUGCUUCCGGCUCCUCAGAUUUCAGACACAGAACUUGAAGAAGUAGUAAAAGUUGGCCAAGCAAGUGAGAUUGCACGUCAAACAGCAGAGGAAUCGGGGAUCACAAACUCUGCUUCCAGCACACUCUUGUCGGAAUAUAAUGUUACCAACAACAGCAUUGCCCUUCGAACACCCAAAACACCAGCAGCACAGGACAGGAUUUUACAGGAAGCUCAGAAUUUGAUGGCUCUUACAAAUGUUGACACCCCGUUGAAAGGUGGUCUUAAUACACCCCUUCAUGAGAGUGACUUCUCUGGGGUAACACCUCAGAGACAAGUUGUUCAAACGCCAAAUACUGUACUUUCUACUCCUUUCAGGACUCCUACUCAUGGGGCUGAAGGUCUAACUCCUCAUAGCGGGAUGACUCCAAAGCCAGUGGUGGGAGUGACUCCAGGCAGAACACCCCUGCGCGAUAAACUGAAUAUUAAUCCUGAAGAGGGAAUGGCAGAUUAUAGCGAUCCAUCAUAUUCAAAACAUAUGGAAAGAGAAUCCCGUGAAAAUUUGCGCCUAGGGCUUAUGGGUCUUCCUGCUCCAAAGAAUGACUUUGAAAUUGUUCUGCCUGAAAAUGCAGAAAAGGAACUUGAGGAUCAUAACGCAGAUGAUAUAUACAUAGAAGAUGCAGCUGAUGCAGAUGCUCGCAAACAGACCAUUCGAGAAAUGGAGCGUAUAAAGGCGCUAAAACGGACACACAAAGCAGUUCAGAAAGAUCUACCAAGACCUUCUGAAGUAAAUGAAACAAUCCUGAGACCUUUAAACGUAGAGCCGCCCCUGACGGAUUUACAGAAGAGUGAGGAGCUGAUUAAAAAAGAGAUGAUCACUAUGCUUCACUUUGACCUUGUGCACCACCCUUACGGAGAGCUCCCAGGAGGCAAAAAGGGGAAGGUCCCAGGAUUUGGAGCCAGCAGUACAGAACACAUGUCCUACCUGGAACACAGUCCUUAUGAGAAGCUCUCAAAGGAAGAUCUCAAGAAGGCUGAAGAACUCUUGGCCCAAGAAAUGGAAGUAGUGAAGCAAGGGAUGGGGCACGGAGAGCUUUCCAGUGAAGCUUAUAACCAGGUGUGGGAAGAAUGCUACAGCCAGGUAUUAUUCCUGCCCGGACAGAAUCGCUACACACGAGCCAACUUGGCCAGUAAAAAGGACAGAAUUGAGUCCCUUGAGAAGAGACUAGAGAUCAACAGGGGUCACAUGACGACAGAAGCAAAGAGGGCUGCUAAAAUGGAGAAAAAGCUGAAAAUCUUACUUGGUGGUUAUCAAUCUCGAGCGAUGGGGCUCAUAAAGCAAUUAAAUGACUUGUGGGACCAAAUUGAACAAGCUCACCUUGAAUUGCGCACAUUUGAGGAAUUAAAGAAGCACGAAGAUGCUGCUAUCCCAAGGAGACUGGAGUGUCUAAAGGAAGAUGUUCAGCGACAACAGGAAAGAGAAAAGGAGCUUCAGCAGAGAUUUGCAGAAUUCAUGCUGGACAAGGAAACUUUUCAGUCAAAAUAUUAAGCCUCACAUCUUGCUUAAGUCAUUGCUUGUAACAUUUUUCAAACGCAGUAGAUACGAUUUGCCAUGUGUGUCUAAAAUCAAGCACAGACAAACUUGCUACCAAACCCAUAUUGUGUCUUAAGUAGAUUCGUUGUACUAUGUGCUAAGGUCAUACACCUUUUCCUUUGGAAUGAGAGAGAUGUGAAAUUAAACACACACACACACUGAUCCAACAAGUAUAAUUUGCAUGCACUGAAGUUUGCUAUGCAGGUUAAAAAUUACAGCACCUGGUGUUGGUUACGUGCUGAUCCUUGCUGAACCAGGUCCACAUGUGUGUGCCCCUUAACAAAUGGAUAUUUUGAUAUUAAAAGGAGAAAUUGGCUGGCUCUUAUUUAGUCACAUCACCAUUUGCUGAAGUUACUGUUUCCUUGUGUUCCUCAAAUUUACCAUUGUAAACAUCUACAAAAAGUGUACACUUACUGUUUGUGUGCCGUAAAGUACUGUGAGUCUGGAAUGCAAAGGCAAUGUAUUACAGUGUCUGUGCCCAAUACUUUGAAUGGAAUCUAAAACUGUGACUUGGAGAGACUUAGCUGUAAUGUUUAUAGAUGUAAAGAACAAAAGCUGACACUCGCCAGUGAGACAAGAAAGGGGAGGAAGCCAAUGCGAAACUCUCGCAGGCAAAGCCCCAUUGUGAAAUGAAAGGGUGCAGCCCUGAAAGCACGGCAGUGCUCAGCUCUUGUUCGUUCCAAAGGGGCUUUAACAGGAGAACCUCCUGAAGGAUUGUGCCAAAAAGCACACGAGCUCCUAAUUGUCAUUAAAAUUCAGUGAUGUUACAGAUGUUUGCAUGUUAGAUUAUUAUUAUU